AUGGGCGCGACGGUAGCCAAGAUUAUGACCAGAGGGCCACUUCCCCCUAAGGGGAGCUCCGAAGCGAAAGGACCGUGUUCCCUCGAGGCAUGGGCGGCUCAAGUCGUGUCCACAACGGGAGACUUCGAACUGGACAAUCAGAUCAGAGAGAGGAAGCUGGCCUCUGCAUUGGGGUACUCGACGUCGAAGAAGCUUUGGUGUCCCUCCGUGGCGGAGGAUCUGGAAAACGCAGUCUUCCUCUUGGGUGACAAGUGUCGCGGUGGUCCCAGGCUCGAAAACAUCCUCCACUCAGCCCUGUGGCCCCUCAGGAUGUUCCUCAGGGUCAUCGGCAUCAUACCAUACGUCUACAACGAGGAGAAGAUCGAGUACACGGUCAAAUGGUGGAGUCCCAGUGGCAUCCACACCCUGGCCAAUGCUCUCUACAUGACCACCCUGCUGAUAACCACUACGGUAGGGGUCAUCAAGAUGGCCACGACGCAGGAGCUGCGCGGGCAGAGCGGCAGUGACGACGACAACGAGGACAAAAACCACCAGGCCAUCAAACUGACGGGGGUCAUCUUGCUGUCCGAGUGCCUCGUCAACGCCUGGGCGCAGACCCUCAACGUGAUCUACGCCGGGAAGAGGAUGUGCAAGCUCCUGAACAGGUGGAACGGCCUCUCGGUGGCUGCCGAACUGGACCCCGUCAAGGGCCUUCGCAGGAGGGUCGUCUGGCAGAUCUUCUUCGUGGCCGUCUUCGCCUCUACCAUCUUCGUCAUGACUCUGGUGGGUCACCCGAAGAUCGUACCCCUGGUUCUGGACGGCGUGGCCGAGGGCAUGCUCGUGGUGCCCAAGGAUUGGCUCGCUGCCUCGCCGUUCUUGUUGAAAUUCAUCCGCGUCAUGACGUGUCUGGUGUGCCUGCACAUAUUCGCCAUCUUCAAAGGGUCGCUCUUCUCCUUCACCACCAAUUGCCACAUGCUGAAGAAUGGAUUCAAUUCCUGGAACGCCCAGCUCACCAAGGCGAUUGAAGAUAUAUGGCGCCGUAGAGGUAGGCCUAGGGGUCGGCUUGGGGUGUUGGUUCAGAGCCAUUACCACUUGGUCAGAAUGGUCAGGGAGACGGAGAUCAUCUUCAGUCCGAUGCUGCAGUGCUAUUACGCUUCUUCGAUUGUCAUCCUUUGCACUGAGCUGUACUUGCUGGCUUAUAGGAUCGGCACUCAGGAAUACGCAGCUGAUGGCGUCAUCACCACCGCUUUGAUGACUCUGCAGACGACGGUGGUGUUCGUACAGGUGUCUCUGGCAGCGGCAGCUGUGCAGGAAGCGGCAGAGGACAGCCUAGAUAUCCUGCGGAGGGGAAUCCCCUUCGAUGCCUCUGAAAGAGAUAAAUUCAAUAAAGAAGAACUGACUACAGCACUUACAGGAGCAACAAUAAACAUAAGUGGAGGCAAAUACUUUACAAUAAACAGGCCUUUCAUUAUCACGGUAUUGAGCGCUGUCAUCACUUACUUCAUUGUAAUGAUCCAGUUUAUGCAACCAGGAUCCAAGUCCGAGACUCAGCAGUCACUUAACAAUACACUUGAAACCAAUGUAACUUCAGCAUGAAAUGAUUCCUAGCACAUCUGGUAUCAUUUUGGUCUUGUUUUGUUAUAUGUAUGAGCUUCUUAUAAACUAAACUUCACAUUUUUAGCAGUUUACAUAAUUAAAAGUAUUUCACUGAUUGCACACUAGUUCUUCAAAUCAUCUGAAAUACAUGGCCCACCAUACAGAGGACAUUACAGGCUUAGACCCGUAAGAGGUUACUGCUCACUAGCCGUAAUUCACCUCAUGAACUGGAGGCUGUAUGCAAGACUUAUUGCACCAUCCCAGCUACACAGCAUAGCUUCAGUGUUCAUUAUGUUCCUUUGGUUUCUUCCUGUCAAAAUCUACAGCUUCUUUAAAAUGUUAGUUUUCAAUUUUCCCUUCUCAAUCCAUCUGGAUCCUCAAUAUGAGUGUAAUUAACUCAGUGCUCAGGUUAUCCAAGUACUUUUGAAUAAUGAGACAGGUUUUGGUAAUCAUAAUGAAAUAUCCCAACUGGUUAAGGAAUACCUUUACUUCAGUAGUCCCACUUUUACUUCAACCAUUUGCUAUGAGAACUGGAUUGGAAGAAAAUGAAAAACUUGACAUCUCCUCGUGUACCCUAAAAAUAUUACUUUACAGAACCAGAAUACAUCAUAAAACAUGUAUAAAAAUCUUACAAAAAUGCCUUUACCUCCAUUGCAAAGAUACUAUGCACAGUAAGUAGCUUCACUGAAAACCCAUGACCAUAUAUAGAAACUACAGGUGAAAUUAAUUUCUACAAACUUUCAAAUGACUUACCUGAUGAACUCAAAAUAAAUAAAAAACUAACAUAUAAAUAUAACACACUCAAUAGUGUCUUAUAGUUUGACAGUCAUUCAAAAAUUUUAUCAAAUCAUAAAAAAACGAUGACAAUGUCCAAGAAACCUACAUGAAUUAAUACUUUGAAAAUAUGAGAAUGGUAUGAAAGAUGACAGACAAGCCCACAGGGCUAUGACAUACAUCAAAAACUUUAUUACAUACUUCAUGUACAGAUUUCAUCUACUGUCUUGUGUUUGUUUGUUUGUAUGGUGAUUUUACAUUGCAUGGAACCAGUGGUUAUUCAGCAACGGGACCAACGGCUUUACGUGACUUCCGAACCAUGUCGAGAGUGAACUUCUAUCACCAGAAACUACUGUCCUGUGUGGUACACUAUUGAUAGUAAUAUACAGGCUUUUUGCAGUGUCCUUUCAACCCACAACUGCACUGCUUUCUGCCCUCUACCUCCCUCCUGGCUUUCCAGCUUCUUCAACUCCACCCAGCUCUAAAUUUCACCUUCCAGUGAAGAACCAGUCCUUUUGGACGAGUCCUUCGAGUCUUGAAAUGAAAUCAUGAGGUCUAGGCAUUAACAAGUGUGUAAAUAGAACAAAACACUAAUUUACUUUCCAGAUUUCUUUUACCAACAACAUUAUGGUGCUUUUUUCUAGACUACUUUUUUAAAUUAUGCAUUUUGUGAUACAUCUCUUGAAUUCAAUAAUAAGAGCAAAUAGCAGUUUAGUUUGGGCUGGAAAUUAAUGGCCAAGCACUGGAACCUAUGAGGUUAUUCAGCACUGAAAAGGAAAUUGACAGUAAAAGGUUUGAAAGGUGUAAGUGGGAAAACCUCGCAGUUGCUCUAUGAAUCAAUGUUGGGAGAGAGUGGAAAGUAAGAUGAAAUAAGAGAAUAUGAAAGGCAGUACAGUAAAAGGAACAAAAGGAUAACUUGAGUGUUCAAGUGUAGGCCAUACUAUGGGACCUUGUUAUUCAUUAGAUUUCAUACUUAGAAGGUCAGACACCGAGGUAUCUGGAAAGUUGAAAGGCUAUUAUAUUAUGUAGUAAAAGCUAUAUCCUGUGGUUACAGUUUUG
This is a messenger RNA of Macrobrachium nipponense, 3408 nucleotides long. RefSeq lists its product as uncharacterized. Lineage: Eukaryota; Metazoa; Arthropoda; Malacostraca; Decapoda; Palaemonidae. The coding region runs from base 1 to 1575 and encodes 524 amino acids. Gene Ontology annotation, biological process: chemosensory behavior; male courtship behavior; sensory perception of taste. Gene Ontology annotation, cellular component: membrane; axon; dendrite. The transcript has 7 exons. The record is from RefSeq and is a predicted model, not a curated record.